Lactuca sativa (garden lettuce) is the source of this 1728-nucleotide messenger RNA. RefSeq names its product 2-methyl-6-phytyl-1,4-hydroquinone methyltransferase, chloroplastic. Gene Ontology annotation, biological process: methylation. The record is from RefSeq and is a predicted model, not a curated record. Gene Ontology annotation, molecular function: 2-methyl-6-phytyl-1,4-benzoquinone methyltransferase activity. NCBI's taxonomy places the organism in Eukaryota, Viridiplantae, Streptophyta, Magnoliopsida, Asterales, Asteraceae.
AAAUCAGACUGAAUAACAUCGUUUUAUUUAUUUAGAAACAGCGAAGAAAACAUUUAUAUCUAUAUACGAUUUUUUUUUUCUAGUGAAUUUCAGUCGCCCCCACAUCAUUUCUGUAAUCUAGCUAAUAGAUAUGUGCCUAUCACCAGCUCUGCGGCUGUGUACACGUGUUCGUCUCCAACACCUGCUACUUCCACUAACCACCCUCCUUGCCACGACUUCUGAUUUUCUGUUUUGUCAUGUAUCAAUUAUUUCCGAUCAUUAUCAUCAAUCCACAAUCGUGAUUUAACUCAUCUAUUAAGUUCCAUUUCUUGAAUUUCUUCAAAUUGUCACCAAUACUAAUAUCUCCAUUCUGCUUCUAGCAGAUUUGAAUCGAAACCUUAUCAGAUCAGGGUUAUAAACUUUAAUCAAUUUCCCACCUGAUAGUUUUUCCACUUGGGUUAUUGUGAAAUUCGUCAAAUUUGUGAAUAUGAACUCUCAUUUACAAGUUUUUGCGUAGUCUUGAAAUUUGUGAGUUUGAGCUUUAAAAUUACAAGUUUUCUGUAUCUGUUUUUUUGUUUCUUGAGCAAUAAUGGCUUCUUUAAUGCUGUAUGGGGUUGAGAAUCUUGCAAUUAUAAGAGGAAGAGUGUCACCAAACGGGUUAGGGUUUAACGGGUCGGAUUUGCAUGGGGGAAAAUCUUUCCUCAAAAUGAAUUUGGGCAUUGAGAAUUCGAAUUUUAGACGUAUAAGUAAGACCCUAUUUGUACCUAAGUGCAGUAUGUCUGUACCAAGGCCAGCUUCACAGCGUAGGUUCAUGCAACACAAAAAAGAGGCAUUUUGGUUCUACAGGUUUAUGUCAAUUGUGUACGAUCAUGUUAUAAAUCCGGGUCAUUGGACUGAAGACAUGAGAGACGAAGCCUUGGAACCUGCUGAUCUCAAUAGCCGUGAUAUGAUAGUAGUGGAUGUUGGUGGUGGGACCGGGUUCUCAACUUUGGGUAUUGUGAAACAUGUUGAUGCUAAAAAUAUUACUAUUUUGGAUCAAUCGCCACAUCAGCUUGCUAAAGCAAAGGAAAAGGAGCCAUUGAAGGAAUGCAAGAUCAUUGAGGGAGAUGCUGAGGAUCUUCCUUUCCAAACAGAUUAUGCAGAUAGAUAUAUAUCAGCCGGAAGCAUUGAGUGUUGGCCCGAACCGCAACGGGGCAUCAAAGAAGCAUACAGGGUUCUAAAGAUGGGAGGAAAGGCAUGUUUAAUCGGGCCUGUACAUCCAACCUAUUGGUUGUCUCGUUUCUUUGCAGACAUGUUUAUGCUGUUUCCAAAGGAGGAAGAAUACAUCGAGUGGUUUGAAAAGGCUGGAUUCAAAGAUGUUAAGAUCACGAGGAUUGGCCCAAAAUGGUACCGUGGGGUCCGUCGCCAUGGUCUUAUCAUGGGGUGCUCUGUUACCGCGGUCAAACUCAUAUCAGGGGAUUCACCGUUGCAGCUCGGCCCCAAAGUAGAGGACGUGAGGAAGCGGGUGAACAUGUUUGUGUUCCUUGCCCGCCUUAUCUUGGGUGCAAUUGCUGGUGGCUACUAUGUCAUGCUCCCCAUUUAUAUGUGGCUUAAGGACCGAAUUGUCCCCAAAGGUCAACCAAUAUGAAUAUGAGAGAUGGUUUAAGUCUAAAUUGCAUUUUGGUUUUUGUAUGAUAUGAUGCCUGGUUUUUAGUUUAAUCUUCAAGAAUUGAUUAGUAUUCUUAUAUGACAACCUUUCAAUUUUUUCAA